AUGCCAACACACUCAAACUCUGGUGUGAGCAUCCAAUACCUAUACGAUCACGCUCGGGAACUUGUCGCAGAUCUGGCCAGGAAGCGGGGCUUAACCAAGUCGAGAGAACGGCCGAUCAUCUUUGUGGUGCAUAGUCUUGGUGGCAUCGUCGUCAAGAGUGCCCUCAUCCACUCCGACACCGCACGUGAAGGCGCAUUGGCCGAACAUCGAUCUAUCAAAACCUCCACACAUGGAAUCUUGUUCAUGGGAACCCCUCAUCAAGGAGGUAAUGGAGUCCAACUGGGGCGCGUGCUCGUCAAUGUCGCAUCCAUCUUCGUCUCAGCAAACGACCGCCUGCUCAGGCACCUCGAACGAGACUCGGAAUGGCUACAACAACAACUAGGACAGUACGGGCCUAUCAGCAGAGACUUUGUGACAAAGUUUGCUUACGAGGUGUUCGAAACGCCUACUCCCUUAGGACGAAUUAUGGUUGUACCGAGAGCAUCGGCUGUUGUUCCCGGCCAAACAGAUGGCGAACCAAUCGCUAUUCAUGCUGAUCAUAUCAACAUGGUGAAGUUCGCUUUCAAGGAGGACUCAAACUACGUCAAAGUGUUGGAGGUACUUCAAAUCAUGGUGGCAGAUGCUUGUAGCAACAUCCAAUCGAGGUGGGAGACGGAGGAGAGGGUCACGAGAGCACGGAUCGGCCACAAAAUACUGGAGAAAAAAUGUACGUAUCUUGUCUGGCCCAUUUUACUCCAUUCCGUUUCCAGACAACAAAGGCUUUGUUGGCGGAGGAAACGCCCAAGUCUCCACUCGAUGUUGUUUCACGAUCAUUGUCAGAGCGUCGCUCUAUGCGGCCUGGGUGGCAUUGGAAAACUCGUUGCUUUAAAGCUCGCUUACUUGAUCAAAGAAGGGAGACCCGAAUACUCGAUAUUCUGGGUGCCAGCAUCAAGCAAGGAAACUUUCAACGAGGCGUACCUUGCCGUCGCCAAAAAGCUUGGCGUUCAUGCCACGGAUAAUGAAGACCUCAGACUAGCUCUGAUGCAUCAUCUCCGCUCGUCUGCAUCCGGCAAGUGGCUCCUCAUUAUCGAUAACGCAGACGACGAAGACGUCUUGUAUGGAUCGCAAGACGGCUCUGAUGGAGUUCUCGACUAUUUGCCUCAGAGUGAAGCUGGUGUGACGUUAUUCACAACCCGCUUCUCGCGUAUAGCAACGUCUGUCGCUACGGAAAAUGUCAUCGACUUAGCAAAUAUGAGCUUUGAUGAGGCGCACAGCUUUAUGAGACAUUCGUUGGUGAAAGGAUUGUAUGAGGAGGGAAAUGUGCUCAAUGAGCUUCUUGAAGACCUUACAUAUCUUCCCCUCGCCAUUGCGCAAUCUGCAGCGUACAUGAACGAGAAUAGGACAUCGAUGCGAGAAUAUCUUGACUUGCUUCGAAACACAGAGCAGGACAUGAUUGAACUGCUUAGCAGCAAGUUUCAUGACAGAACGCGAUACAGGAACAAGGAUUCGCAGCACCCGGUGGCCACUACGUGGUUUCUGUCAUUUAGCAAGAUCCACAAAGACCACCCACAAGCUGCUAGCCUACUCAUGUUCCUCUCGUGCAUUGAACCAAAGGGUAUUCCGCGAUCAAUCCUGCCAAAGCUGCCUUCAGAGCAACAACUAACUGCAGCUAUCGGAACAUUAUGCGCCUACGCUUUUCUCACUCAACGAGGCAAUGCAAAGGUCUACGACAUGCACCGCUUGGUACACUUAGCGGCAAGUGUUUGGAUCGACAACCAACCUAAGGAAAAGAACUUUGCAGUAGAAAUUCGAGAGAAUGCAGUGCGGCAGGUCACUGGAGUAUUUCCCUCAGAAGUGUUCGAGAAUCUCGUUUUGCAGAAAGAGUACAUGCCACAUGCUCUGCAUUUGCUGAACGGCAAAGAUUUGGACGCAGUUGGAAUGUGGGAAUUGAGCUGUCUGAUUGCGCCAAUUUUGACGAUAGAUGGGCGGUACAAAGAGGCCAUAAAAGUCCUUGAGCAACUUGAGGCUCAACAAAUGGCACUUGACGAAGAACACCCUGACCGACUUGCGCUAAAAGUUGCGCUAGCAAUGGUUUAUUUCGCAGAUGGGCGAGUCAAGGAUUCCAUUGCGGCACUUGAGCCCGUUGUUGAGGUUUACGGGACGACGCUCGACGGAGGACACCCUGACCAACUUGCAUCGCGACGAAGACUCGCAGAGGCAUACCAUGCAGACGGUAGGGUUAAAGAUGCUAUCGGACUACUUGAGUAUAUUGUAGAGGUUGAAGAGGCGACACUUGACAAAGAUAACUCCGCCCCGACUUCGUCGCAAUACUUACUCGCAAUGGUAUACGAAACAGACGGACGAUUCAAGGAUGCCAUCAAGCUACUUGAGCAUGUCGUGGAGAUGCAGAGGACAACGCUCAACGAGGGACACCUUAAUCGACUUACCGCACAGCACGGACUCGCCGUGGCGUAUCAAGCAGAUGGGAGAAUCAAAGAUGCCAUUGAGCUACUCGAGCACAUCAUCGAGCUUCACAAGACAAUGCUUGACGAAGGACAUCCUAACCGACUUGCAUCACAAGGCGCGUUAGCAAGUGCAUAUCGAGGAGACGGGCGAGUCAAAGAUGCGAUUGAUUUACUAGAAAAUGUUGUCGAGGUUCGCAAGACAACACUUGAUGAAGGGCACCCAGGCGACUUGCAACAGAAGGCGAACUUGCAGAUGAAGGGCACCCUAGGCGACUUGCAACAGAAGGCGAACUUGCAGAGGUUUAUCGAGUAGAUGGGCGUGUCAAUGAGGCCAUUGAGCUGCUCGAGCACGUUGUUAAGGUUCGCAAGACAACCCUUGAUGAAGGACACCCUGACCGGCUGGCGUCGCAAGGCGCGCUCGCAGAUGCAUACCUAGCAGAUGGACGGGUAAAAGAUGCAAUUGAGUUGCUCGAGUAUGUGGUUGAGAUGCACAGGAAAACACUUGACGAAGGACAUUAUCACCGACUUACGUCACAACAUUCGCUCGCUAUGGCGUAUCAAGCAGACGGGCGAGUGAAAGAUGCCAC
Colletotrichum scovillei is the source of this 3031-nucleotide messenger RNA. RefSeq names its product putative phosphorylase superfamily protein. Gene Ontology annotation, molecular function: ADP binding; protein binding. Bases 1 to 2757 code for a protein of 918 amino acids. The transcript has 6 exons. NCBI's taxonomy places the organism in Eukaryota, Fungi, Ascomycota, Sordariomycetes, Glomerellales, Glomerellaceae. The record is from RefSeq and is a predicted model, not a curated record.